This is a messenger RNA of Acanthaster planci (crown-of-thorns starfish), 1549 nucleotides long. It is a transcript of the gene gclm, whose product is annotated as glutamate-cysteine ligase modifier subunit. Gene Ontology annotation, biological process: glutathione biosynthetic process. NCBI's taxonomy places the organism in Eukaryota, Metazoa, Echinodermata, Asteroidea, Valvatida, Acanthasteridae. Gene Ontology annotation, molecular function: enzyme regulator activity; glutamate-cysteine ligase catalytic subunit binding. Gene Ontology annotation, cellular component: glutamate-cysteine ligase complex. The record is from RefSeq and is a predicted model, not a curated record.
AGUUUAUUGCAAAAAGUGCCAAAUCAUUAUGGUACUUUGCAUAUAACGUGUACAUAUGUACACCGUUGUAUUCUGGUUGCGGUGAGUUGACAGCAGGUCACUAGUGCUGCUGGUGUUUCUUGUUGAUUUGCUUCCUUGCUCUGUCGGUCUAUUCCAAAUUCGAAGAAACAUUUCUCUCCGACGUGAGCUGUGUUUUUUGCAUUUUAGCAAACUUUGACCUAGCAGUACCUUGGCUACCCCAUCGCGCUGUUCCAGCUGUCCAGAACUACCCAACAAAUCUCCCCGUAGAUUCACAUCAAUAACUUACUUCCUACUGUCAGACAAUGGGAACGGAGGGCCCGGCCAGACUCCCCAGGGCAUCACUGAUGUACAUCAGCCCGGGCAACAUCCUGAAUUACCACCAUCUGAAGAAAACUAUCCCUAAGACGUCAACAGAUGAGCUCAAGAUGGCUCUCAACAACGCCCUCAAGUCGACCAUGUCCAGCUCGCCCUUCCAGGACGCCAUCACCAAGAACGACUGUGAGGAGGUGGUGUUCUCCGAUCCCAACCCCAAGAUAGAGUACAAUGGCUGCACCACUCCAGACGACAUCAAGAUCACCGUCAAGUUGAUGCUGAGCAACGCUGAUGAGGGAAUCACCUCCCAAGCCAUUGCCAUGGUGCUCAAGGAGCUCAGCGUUAAGAAAGUGGACGGCGUGCUCCUCUCCAUGCCGGCCAGGCCCUUCGACGAGGAGCUGACGGUGGAGCACUUCAAGCCCGUCUGGCAGGAACUGGAGGAGCUGGUGCGGCAGGACCACGUCAAGACGCUGGGGGUUUGCGACAUGGAGCUGGCCAUGCUCAGGGAGCUGCACUCCUGGGCUCAGGUCAAGCCUACCACCAACCAGAUGAACCAAGCCUCGUGUUGCGUCAUCCCCCCUGCGCUCAAAGAGUUUGCCAACGAGAAUACAAUCCAGCUGGUGUCCCAUUCAGACUCCGAUGAUGUCCUUCCCCCCGAGGUCUUCCAAGAGGUCCUGCGCGGUCACUACCCAGAGCAGGCUGACUGGGCCAGCUGGCACCCGUCGUGGGUCCUACGCUACACAGCACUCAUCAAAAACCGUGGCAUCAUCACGACCAAGGGUUACAUAGUACGGGCCCAGCGGGUUCUACCGCUUUAGCUGGAGAUAGGCUGGCUGGUGUAAUGAUGCCAAAAUAAAUCCAACCUGACGUAUACUGCAGCGCUGGCACAGAUGAAUCUUUUAGGAAAUCAUAGAAGCCAUGUGCAUUAGAACCGUAUUGAACCCGACUUACUGUCUUUGGCUAACUGACGGGCUAAAUAAUUCUUUGAUGUGGGUGCUGUUGGAUUUAGGUCGAGUUUGUUUUUCCAGGGAUUUUCCUUUUAAAGGUCUACAAGAAAAUGGAAUGAUGCUGGUAAACUUAGAAUUAUUAUUUUAUUGUUUUAUUCAGAAAUCAAUCAACUACGCAACAAUCGUACACAGAGAAAACAAGAUACGGUUGAUUCAUUCUGGGAUAACCCAAGCAAGCCAAUUACACAGGCUUAUUUCCAAUGGGGUCC